Messenger RNA from Procambarus clarkii (red swamp crayfish), 3305 nucleotides. RefSeq lists its product as uncharacterized. Gene Ontology annotation, molecular function: glycosyltransferase activity. Gene Ontology annotation, cellular component: cytoplasm. The record is from RefSeq and is a predicted model, not a curated record. NCBI's taxonomy places the organism in Eukaryota, Metazoa, Arthropoda, Malacostraca, Decapoda, Cambaridae.
GGCUAAGCGCUUUGGGUGUUGACACUUCAGCGCUUAAAACUGGUGAGGCCAUGUUGCAGGAUCAGUACCGCGGCGCCAGUUGAAGUCCAGACAGCGGCGAGGGCGGUAGUGUGGCGCUGCGCUCUGACCUCCUGGUGCUACACAUUCCGGUUUUUACCGACAAUGGGAUAUCUUAGUCCACCUUGAGACCGUGUAGUACGUAAAUAUAUGUAACUGUCGGACCGGUAGUGUGGAGAACUCUUGUAAGGCGCGACUACACCUUGACCUGUACGGGGAGUAGAGUAGACCUGUACAUCACAUGGGACGAUGCAUGUAUUUUGAAUAGAUUUGGUUCCCGUUUUGCAUCACAUGAAACGUGCACAAUGACACCCUGACACUCUGCACAGGAGCAAGUGGACAAAGGGGUGACGUAUGACGUGACGUCGCAGGAGUCUGCGUUAUAUUCGUGACAUGGUGACAGCUGUGUUUGUUUGGGGUCCUGGAGCUGCAGUACGUUGUUAUUAGUACCGGUGGAAGUGUUAGUAUGGGAUAGUUCCCCCAUCUCUAUAAUACUGCCUUCCGUCUUCAUCUCAAUUCACUGAUAUUCUCGGCAACCAUGAUUCUCCAGCGGCGGGCGGUCAAAAGACUUCUGCCAUUAGUUUGCUGCAUCCUCCUCCUGAGGCUGUACAUGCUCAGGGAGGAUGGAAACGGCCUUGAGGAUGAACUAGAGGAGCCACGCCAAUAUCCUCAGACUCGCGACACUUUGCAUCAGGACGCUCAUAGUAACGUGUUCAAAGUAGAUGAAAUCUUGACGAAGCCAGCUUUGGCCCAACAUGGUUUUAGCCAUAGCCGGUCUAGUAAUGGCCAGCCCAGCGAGGACCCGAUAUUUCCCUUACCAUUCGAAAGUCGCCAGCCAUCGAGGCUUCCCGUACGAUACAGAAAUAGUGUGGGUGACUUGCCUUUAGUAUUUGAAGAGAGUAAUGAAGGCAGCAGAAGGAACACCUUGUUUACACAGCGAGAUGAAAGAGAACCAAGGACUUCCAAGGGCAGUUCUCCUCUGUGGAUGAGAAUCACAGAUGAUGUUUAUACUUACAGUUCGUUCUGGGACACCCGCAGUGACCUUCCUGAAGGGCCAGUCGUCAGGGUGCUGGGAGCCAUUAGGUACCAGAGAGAACUAGUGAAGGAAGACGCAGGAUACAAGUGGAGUGGCGUGGUAAAAGAGGACAUGCUUAACGUUUCUUGUCUCCUGUGGUAUGAAGAUCAAGAAAAUCCGCAAGAUGGAGUAUUGAAAGCUUUUAUUUUUGAAGAAGGAUUGAAAACAUUUGUUGGUACUUUCUUUUUGUGCUAUCCACAAUUAUCCGAGGGUGAUUUCUUUGUAAAUACUAACAAGAGUGUUGAAGCAAAGAACAAUGGCAGAAAUCGCAUUCCGUAUGCUGUAUCAAUGGCUGCUCUCGGUACGAUAAACGCUUCCCAUAAAUUAAUAUAUUUAAGUAACGAUAAAACGUUGAAUGAGUUCUCCAACAGCAACACGAGUGCAGUGUGCGUUCGUCCUCUACACGGUCCUUACAGUGACCUUGAGGGUAUAACCCAGUUCAUAUCGUACUACGCCGUGGCCCUACUAGUGUCCCAUUUUUAUUUUUACGAUCUUGCUGUGAGCCCCGAGGUGAAGAGGUUACUGAAACUAUUCACCACAGACAACGUUACAAUUGAGAUCCUUCCCUGGAACGUACCGACAAGCGAGUGGUCGGAAUUCUGGGACCUAGGAAGUCUCACGUCCCUCAAUGAUUGCGUGUACAGGAGUGCAGGACGUCACCGGUAUGUUGCAAUCGUUGAUUUGGAUGAAUUCAUGGUCCCCAAAACUCCCGCAGCAGAUCUUGGCGAGCUGUAUCACAAUGUCCUCAAGCCCAAACACGGGGAGGUGGGCGAUGCUGCUCUCAUUCUCAAUGCAUUUUUCUGCUUUGAUUUCAAGGAAAAUACCAAUAAAAAUCAUACCAGUUUCCCGAUGUUUCUACAUACCCAGAGAGAGGCUCGCCUCUGGCCCCCUAAAUCGCGCUCUAAAAUGAUAUUGAUCCCGGAAGCCAUCGUCUCAGUUGGCCAUCACAUGGUUCACCACUUCCUACGGAAAACUUCAAAGAACCGAAGUUCUCCGAAGCAUGUUUCAGUCUUGCACCACUACCGCACAUGUGGAGACCUCCGCCUGGGAAUACACGGCACUGGGAGUCCUGUUCUCAUCCAAGAAACAGUAAAAGAUGCCGCCAUUGUGAAAUUCAAGAAAGCUGUUCUCGGUUCCAAAAUUGUGGCAUUGUACAAGAAUUUUAUCAAGCAUGAAAUGAUAGACAAUUUCUAAUUUCAAUAGUGAGUUGAAAGAGAUUCUGUUAAAACAAAAAGACAGCUAGUGGAAGCUUGUUGACAGAUCGAGAGAGAUUUUAAGGAGCAAGGCCCUGAAUCGUUAUUUAAAGCACAUGAAGGUUAAGAAUUCUGACGAUUUAGAGCAUAACAGGAGCUAGUUGAGUUUGACAACAACAAGGCCUUUUAUAGGAAGAAGCGCCAUGGCUUCUGCUGUUGGGCCCUGAUUACCGUCCCGCUUCUGUGGUAGUGAAUAAAAUGGUAACUAAAUGAACCACCUCUAGAUCCUUGAGAAUUAUUUGUCACAACUGUGCCAUAUAUCCCGUUUGCUUGACGGGGGGAGGGGAGGGGGAUGAAGGGGGGGGGGGCCAGCCCCACCCUCUACUUCCCCCCCAUGCCAUGUCAGCUCUUAACUCUCGACGAUAUGUUUGGGGUCCACUUACAUAGACCGAAUAUAUCAACCAUAAUUAAACUGCUAAACAUGCAGUUGAUCUCCAGCUGUACAUUCAUUUCGGAAAUUUUUAAUUUUGUUUGAGAAGCUGGUGUCAAGACUAUUGGUUCGGCUCAACGGAAGAGUCAGAGAUCUUGUGUCGACCUUCAGGGUUAACAUGCCUCUUCCCCCAUAUCUGGAAGAUGACUUGCAGGUAAAUUCGUACCCGAUGCAGCGGCUGUACCUAAUCUUCAAGGCUCCGGUAUUGGCAAGCCGGCGUCGGUUGCGAAUGAGCUAGACAAACACGUCUCACCUCCCUCCUGGUCAGACGAUGCCAGGUUGUCGGUCCUGCUGGAAAGUUGUGUAUAUAAAUUUCUGUGAUGUUUAUCACAUACCUGAUAGACAGGGCAUCUACCUUAAUAAUUAUUAUAAUUUAAUAAAACAAAGUACAGUACAUUGUUUCAAAUGUUUAUCCUUUUUCCUGAAAAUACUUGUUCAUCCUUUCCAGGCAAGUGUCCUUGUAGGAGGGGAACACAGGGCUAUAAUGAAG